Molecule: messenger RNA, 1443 nt
Organism: Camelina sativa (false flax)
Lineage: Eukaryota; Viridiplantae; Streptophyta; Magnoliopsida; Brassicales; Brassicaceae
Source: RefSeq, a predicted model, not a curated record
CGCUAGAGAUCCUAUUUUUAAUCGAAAGAUAUGGUUUGCUAUACCUGAAACUGAAAUCCUCCCUGUAUUUAAAAAAUCUGGGCUUUUAAUUUCUACCUGAUUUUUGUUAAUUUUUUAUGUAUGAUACUUUUAGCCUUUUUGGAAAGUAUAUGACAAUAUACUAUUAGGUAUUAGCUACUGAGUAGUGAGUACAGGCCACGAAGCAACCAUUUUCUCAGAGCACACCUUCGUUGACUUUUUUGGCGACUUAUCUUGAACCAAUGUCUUUAACCACAGUCCCAACGCUCCCCAUCAGAUCCGGCCCUUCCGGCCAUCACUCGAUGCCUGUCUUAGGUUUCGGAACUGCCGCGUCUCCGCUACCGGAACCAACGAUGCUGAAAGAGACGGUGAUCGAAGCCAUCAAGCUCGGUUAUCGCCACUUCGACACAUCUCCAAGGUACCAAACAGAGGAGCCCAUCGGCGAAGCUUUGGCCGAGGCCGUCUCUCUCGGUUUAGUCCAAUCUCGAUCCGAAUUCUUCGUCACUACCAAACUAUGGUGUGCUGAUGCUCAUGCCGGUCUCGUCGUACCGGCCAUCAAACGGAGUUUAAAGAACCUAAAACUGGACUAUCUUGAUCUUUACCUAAUUCAUUGGCCGGUUAGUUCUAAGCCUGGUAAAUACAAGUUUCCUAUAGAAGAAGAUGAUUUUAUGCCAAUGGAUUUCGAAGCAGUAUGGUCUGAAAUGGAGAAGUGCCACCGACUCGGGCUUGCAAAGUGUAUAGGAGUAAGCAAUUUUUCAUGUAAGAAGCUGCAACAUAUCCUCUCAUUCGCGACAAUCCCGCCAAGUGUUAAUCAAGUUGAGAUGAGUCCAAUAUGGCAACAGAGAAAACUAAUGGAGCUGUGUACGUUGAACGAUAUCGUUGUCACAGCGUAUUCAGUGUUGGGAUCUAGAGGUGCUUUUUAGGGAACUCCCAAAAUUAUGGAAUCAGACGUUCUUGGAGAAAUAGCCAAGNAAAAUUGAUUUGGGGAAAAUUGAAUUUGUAACUAGUAACAGGUGAGUAUGAGAUGGGCUUACGAACAAGGAGUGAGCAUGGUGGUGAAGAGCUUUACAAAAGAGAGGUUGGAAGAGAAUCUAAAGAUAUUUGAUUGGUCGUUAACAGAAGAGGAGACGCAAAGAAUCUCUACAGAGAUUCCUCAGUUUAGGAACCUCGGCGGAGAGGUUUAUAUAUCCGAGAAAGGUCCCAUAAAGUCUGUCGCCGAGAUGUGGGACGGCGAGAUCUGAUCACUCUUUGUGGAACCACACAAUCAUGAUUCAUUAGAAUCAUUUACUUACAGUCCUGUUAUAAUAAAUAAGUACAUUCUAAAAGUGAAUGAUGUUGCAAAAAUUAGUCAAUGGUGCUAAAAUGUAAGAAGUAUUGUUUGCGUUUGAAGAGGCCGUCGACUUUGUCUCGACGGUUUUCAAAACU